CAGGUCGGAAGUAGUACGAAGGACCUGACCAACGUUGCAUCGUGUCCAUCUCCAUGCGAAUACAUUUUUUCAUUUCCAGCAUGAUGAUGUUUCCGCUUUGCUACAAAGGUUGACCUCCUGUCUGCGCAAAAAUAGGUUUUCCAAUUCUGCAUUUCUUCAUCUACCGAGACUACGUACUUACAUAUUUCGAAGCUACUAGUUCUUUAUUCAAAUUUUACAAUCCGAUAUCAUUUUUUUCUUUUUAUUUGCGGGUUUCUGCAUCCGUUGAUUGGUCGUGGUCGUGUAUGCAACCUUGCUCUGAAAAAGAAGAUGGUCGUGUUAAUUUCUGGGACGACAGCCACGUCAUCGACUUAUUCAAGAGCGACAAUAUUAAAGCCUGGAGCUGGACCACGAAAGCCACAUCGCUUUUCCAAGAACCAGCUGGCCCCGGCAAGCCGCCUGUACUACUGCUUCCUCCUCAUCACUUGCGCCACCGUCCGUCACACCUGCUCAGCGUUUCGCCCUGGAUUUGACAGUACUAAUAGUGCACGACCUGGCACUAGAAACAGUGGUGAAGAAAGAGACGAGGUGGACACAAAAAAACUUGAUGUUGAACCAUCAGCAUCAACACCACAAGUGCCAGGAGCAGCAGUAGCAGAAGACAAAAAUAAUACAGAAACAGAAAGACGAGGAAGGCGAAGCAAGGUCAUAUCCUUAUCCAGCGAGGAUGUUUUGGCGGAGGACUACAGGAUUGGCGUUGAGAAAGACAGCCAGGCCGAAGGUCGGAUCUCUGCUGUGGCCGAGGUCGAAAAUACUGACCUCCUGCACCCCGUCAAGUUCCAACAAGUGCUGGCCCAAAAGGCCGCAGUAGUAGAGUCGGCGCGUGAACAAGACCAGAGGCAGGAUCAGGAACAGGACCAAAAGGUCCGGAAUUUUUCUAGCGCCAGCCAGCAAGUAGAAGAACCACAACGCCCGAGACUGGUGGAUGAAGAAGCGGACCAGGACCACCAGGACCACUCGAAGCUCUUCUACUUAUCUCAGCAGCCUCAAGGGCUUCUUCACCAGCGCGGCGGGGGCUCUUCAUCGUCCUCGUGGCAGUAUACGAACCAAGUCCAACAGCCUAGUACAGGAGGUCUUUUACUAGCAGAUAGUACAACUAGUCGAGCUUUUCCUGGCGGAGCAGCGCCACGAACAAAGCUCGUGCUGGGCGAAAGAGGAGGUAUGUCCAAAUGGUGAAGAAAGUGGCACAUAAUUCACAGCUGCUAGUAAUGUUAGUGUUACCAUACCAAAAUGAUAAACGCUCUUGCUAAAAAGAUAUACGAAGAUUGGAUUUGCUGCGUAGUAUUUGAUUGAAAGUUUUUUUUCCUCAAAAAAUAGAGGUCUUGUUCAAUACUAUGAUUUCGACGUUUACAACGUCUCAAAUACAACAGACCAACCUCGUCCCGCUGGAGCCUCUGAUUAUUCACAGAGCUGCAGCGACUUUUUGCAGCAAUCAUGUCAGCAACCUGGUCUCCUUUUCUGCCCCCGUGUAGGAGUUGGGGAACGAGCUCCUGCAGAGCGGGUGCUUUCUUCUGUAGAUUCCGGGUCGAUGAGCGUCGGAUCCAUUGGACAUCCGCACUCUUGCAAGUCCGCUUGUCGCUACGUCAAGCGCAAGGGGGGCUGCCGCUACGGAAACCAGUGCCCGAACUGCCACUUGUGCUUCUGGCGCCGGGAAAAAGUCGUUGCGGGAGAGGAUCAGGUGCGUGAUCUGCAUGAUCGAUAGAAGUGUGCUUUGUUUUUCUCAUCUAUCUCUAUGAAUUUUCCUUGUGCCGCCGCGGUCUCCGUGCAGGAAGAGGAGCAGACUAAGCAAGCAGGCUAUCAUCGUGUCGUGUGCUGCUCUUUGCCACUUCACAAGAAAUAUGGCGCAAUCUCAGUUCAUCAUCUUUUUUGUACAUUAGUUACUUACUAAAGUCCUCCACUAAAAACCUCACACAGUUUGACGACGCCGCGUCCGUUUCCUCGGGGAUGAGUAGUGGAACAACUUCCAGCUAUGUUUCCAGUAUUUGCGGUGUCGAGCAGACCUACCCGUGGCAGAUGUCCAUCGGGAGUUGCGGACACCCCAACACCUGCGGUGCCCCGUGCAAGUACGUUCGCCGAAAGACCGGCUGUCGAGAGGGCGAAAACUGCCCUAGUUGUCACCUCUGCCAGUGGUCUCGACCGAGCAGCAGCGAGAUGAGCGGCAGCCAUAGCCAUGCGAAGACGAAGACCAAGACGAAGAUCGCCAUCGCCAGCCGUCUGUUCCCCGGUAUUCCGGAGAACGAGGAAGAGGCUGGUUGUUUAUUCCAAGAGUCGUCGUCGACUCAUACGGGAACACGAGGAAAAACUACUCGCGUGGAGGACAACUUACAACGGAGCCAGCGGGAGAUGGACGAACUGUGCCUAUUGGUGGCGCAAGGGUGCAGGAGCGUACCAGACGAAGGCCGCUCAUCUGGAGAACGAUUGACAUCCUCUGUGGGCACGACGCAGCUGCGCAGACCAAUGGUUCCGGCAGAGCUCAGCAGCUCGCUCUUGGAGAUGAACGAGUUUUCUGUUGCUGCAGAACAAGAAUCGGAUCACUACGAUUUUUCCUUCAGCGGGCCGCAAGAGGACACGGAUGAAAUUGCGACUGGAGCUGCCGCGAGUAGACAUCAUAAUUCGCAGAGAACAACCAGUGGUGCCGGCGCUGCACUCUCUUCGUUCAUACCAUCGGGCACCAGGAGAACACCUGGCGCUGCAGUUGCAGGGGGUAGUAGUAGGGCGAGCGGCGCCUCACAGUCUACUUUUACCGGGUCUGGAGGAAUGGGGACUUCCCACAGACUUUUGCGGCAGGGGAAAAAUCCCUCGUCGGCGGAGGCGUCGGUAGAUCCACACGAAGAAUCCUUGAUAGCAGGAGGGGAGUCAUCUGCUAGUAGAAGAACUUCUAUCGCAGGGGCGGGGCAGCGUGAGCCGCAGGUAUUUAUUAAUUUCGCUCAAAGUCUAUAGUUUAGAUGUAGAAGCACGCACGUUUUUUACAUAACUCUUGUCGUGGGGGACAUAUUAGCAUGGAAAGUACAAUUUUGGAACCUCAAGAGGGGCAGAGUCUGCCUCCAGCCUGAGCCGCUUUGCCACAAACAAGUUCCGCUAAAGUCACUGUAGCCGUACCUAAUAUUCGAAACUCAGCAACAAGAUGGCACUGUACGACCGCAAAGAACCGCCGGAGGAUCAUCCACUGUACGACCUGCGGCGAAAAACGUGUCCGGCAAAGACCUUUCGCUUUCCUCGCGUGGUCCGCUACCGAAAAAAAAACUGGCGUGUACGACGAGUCGAGAUGCUAUUGCAUGCAGGAAAAAAUCAGCCGAUGGUCUCGAAAAUAAGGCUACGGAAGAUGGCGAAAAGACUUCCGCAUGUCGACCAGAAGAAAGACACGCCUCCGCUCCGAAGGCGCAGGAAAUCUGGAAAAAAGCUGUGACGACCACAGGCAUUUCUACCACUAGUAGUUGGAACCUAGCUGCGCCCGAGUUCCUCCCCGCUUCAUCUUCAGGUCACCAGACCACCUUUUCUGCUGCAGGAGCUGCUGAUGAUGUAGUAGGUGGUGCUGGAGGCUCGUCCGCGUCGAAGAUCAUAGCCUCAUACUCCACGGAACAAGAUCACGAACAGUGGGCAGACCAGCAGCAAUCGCCAGAUUACAGCAGAAGGAGCUCCUGUAUUAACGCCGCCGGGUCCUCUCCCGUGAUCACCACCAGGUCAAAUGAAACAAGUCCAACUGGUGAAACAGCACCAAGCGUCCUUCCAAACGGGGCACUCUGCAUUCCCGCGGGCAACAUGUUUAUGGGUUGGACCAUCGUGCAGAUGCCUGUGUUUGUGAUGAAUUCGCCUGUGGGUGCUGCUGCAGGAGGAGGAGCCCCGGCGGCCAGUGGAAUAACUCCUGCCUCUGCGCCGGGUGGAGCAACCGGGGGCCCUUGCGCCAUCGGAGGUGGCUGCGCAGUGUCCUCCUCGUCGUGUUCUUCCCACCCGACGAGAGACGACCAGCAGCACCGCAUCGGCAUCGUACAGAAGUCUUACAACCCAGCAAUUCUUGUAUCACCACCGCAGUCAGAGGACUCAGCGCAGCUGCACCAUAGUACAGCCAGCCUGGGUGUUGAGGAAAUAUGUGAAGAGUUCGGCUUCAUUGCACCAGCCACGACUACUGCUCCAUCGUCUUCUUCUUGUGAAGUUGCUGUAACUGACUCCGAUGUUCUCGCGUGUAGAAGAAGUCUUUCACCAGCCUCGAGCCCACGACUCUCGUUCUCUCGGUGUGUCACGGAGGACAACAGCUCGAACGUCCACGAGGGUCUGUCGGAUUUCCUCCGCACGGCAGCCACGGCGAUUGGAGGCACAACUACAAGCGGUGUUGAUUCGGCGAGGGGAGAUGACAGGAGGAGGUCCUCGCAGGAUCAGGAACAGAAGCACUGAACCGACUACGUAGAAGUCGCGGUAGACCUCGACGAAGCGGAAGCAGUGUGCUCGGGCCACGGAGAAAUACAGAAUGCGGAGAGCAGUGAUGAAAAGACGGAGCCUUGGCAGAUGUGAAGGAAUAUCGGCGAUGCUCUUGGUCAAGAGGAAAGAAGUGAGAAAGACUGUAGCUCUAAGAUGCUGUGGCUGUUUUUUGGAUUUAUCAUGAUUUGCCAAGAAUUGUAAGGAUUUUGUGAUUUUUAAGAUUGGAAGAUGUUGGCUUACUUCUUUGUGGCGAUUCGAAUUAUUGCAAUUGCCAUUUUCGCCUUCGUUGGCCUUCUGAAGAGCAACAACGCUGCAACAUGACGCAUGCAACUAUGACUAUCACACGACGACGACCACGUGUAGGAAUAACUUCUAUCCAAAUCCGCGAGUCGGCCUUCUCCAUGGCGACAUGAUUUUCUGGUCUUGUCGUAAGUCGCCUGGACACGACGACCGAGCGGAUAAUGGUGCGUCAACUAAAGUUGUGUAUUCUUGGUGAUGGUGGUGCAGUAGGCUCUCGUACAUAAUAUGCGAGCGAGCGUCGUUGUUGUUGUGUUACGUCGCUUACAGGGAUAAUAGACGCUCUCUAUCUACUUCUCUACUUCUUUACUCGUCCGAUAGCAAACUUCACUGUCUGUAGGGCAAGGGGGCGAAAGGCUUUGUUGCGCAUGGAGCUGCGCACACCAGCAGAAGUUCUUUAUUUGAAUGUAGUACCGUAACCGUACUAGUCUUAUGCUAAUACAUCUUCGACUCGCUUUUCUAGCCCGUAUUUGUUUCAUAAAUGAAACUACUCCUAUCGUCCUUUGAUUCUCUUGAUGCGAAAAUGAUUUUGGAGAUAAUGACAAAAUGACCUAAACCUUGUCGUAAAAAACACUUCCAGUUGCUCCGUCCGCCCGGAUUGUUUUCCCCUGACCACGCGAGCCGCAAAAGGAAUACUUACACGCGGAGGCUUCAGGACUACAGAGAAAACGAAAACGUCGACCAACGCUGGAUAAGCUUACGCGGUGGAGGAAAGGGUACCAGCAGCGGUUCUUCAUUUAUUCCAAACGCUCUAAAUUCGUCGUCAAGUACAACUCCCGGCGUUAGACAUGCCCGCACCUCCGGGGGCGCGAACAAGAAGGGCCAGGGCCAUGGGUCGACGCGAACAAGAGUGCUGGAGGAACUGCAGCGGGGCGGCAAGGGCGGGGCGAUCUCCAAGGGCAAUAAAGGUCCCAGCAGCACAAGAUUUUCGCGCCAAGAACAACAACAGUUGCAACACUUUGCUCCCACCGGCUCGACCCCGCCACCAACACCACUACCAGGUUCCGGCUUGUUUCCAUUUCCAUUCCAACAUCAAUCGCAGCCUGGAGCCGCACAGUUUGCGCAAAAUUCUCUGGAUAUCUUUCCCCCAGGGUUACCGCUGCCGCCAUUCUUUCAACAACCCGGACUGCUACAGCAGGGAGUUGUCCUGGCAGGAGGUGGAGCUGCUCCCACGUCAGCAGGAACUGCAUCUCCUCCUUGUCCAGCACCACCGCAGCUGCUUGUUGAUGCCUCCUCACCAAUCAAUGUGCCGGUUCCGCCGACACCCGCCAGGGAAAGCUUCUUACCGUUCUAUGAUUUCGGUGUUGAUUAUGAUCUUCAACAACACAAAUCAUCAACCGGGACUACUUACAGCGACCCGUGGUUUCCCGUGCCGACACCGCAAGGAACGGCAGCAGGGGUCGCCGACGGGGACGCGAGAACGGUGCCUCGUCCAGCUGGUUCUACCUGCGCCGCAAGUUCAAAUGCCGACGAAGGCGGGCCACCCAAAGUGGAGGCUGAAACCGCGAACACGGCGCCAAGCACUAGACGGAAUACUACACAAGAGCAAGAGGAAGAAGACACAACUCCAUCUACCUCUUUGUUCGAUUGCUUCUUGUUCAGCACGAGCAGCUCGAAGGACGAUCAUGGAGCGGCAGGUGGACAUCAACACGAUAAAAAUCAAAAUGAAAACCAAGAGCCAGACUCUGAACCUGCCCGACCAGGUGGAUCAGUUGGCACUGAUGAAAACGCCGGGGGCGCUCAGCAAAAACGUAGCACGACCCGUGAAGGAGCAGGUCAUCUUCAUGAUGGAACACCAAGCAUAGCCGUCGAGCGCCAGCAAACAACUGCUACUACCCGGACGACAGAACCAAAUGCAAUCGGAGCUGACGAGGACGAGCGCGCGUUCGCACUCGCGCAUGCUAUCCGAGAUAUUAUAACGCAAAAACCGAGCAGCGCCACGGCAAGCAACUCUGUGCGCGCCAGCACUACAACAGGUCCUCAUCCAACUGGGACGACGACAUCCCCAGUAGACCACGCAGCUCGCCCCCCACCUGCAGGGCAACAGGCUGAGACGACCACUGCUCAUAGGCCAAAUAACGAACCGCUUUUCGGCAGAAGACAGCAAAAAGCACAACCGGUCGCUUACUAUUUGGACGAGGUGGAGCGAGCAUUUGUUGAGUCCUAUUCAUUGCAAAAGCACCGUGAUCCCUACUGCUAGGUGUGAAUAAACGCGUGAGAAAUAAUGAUCAGUUGCAGUUCAAAAGGAAAAUAAACUGAUGAAUGUGUGGUCAUGCAGACUUCAGGUAGCAAAUGCAAACUUCCACAUCUGCUGACAUGACGCGUUAUGAGCGCAAUUAGUACGAGGACUGCGAUGCUUUUGCACGGGAUAAGUCCUCCUCACCAGCAACAGCGGGCGGAGCAGGUGUGUCCCCGUCGGCGUCGCCAUAUUACAACUCAUAUUCGCCACCAGCAACGCCUGCAACACAUCUUCCAUUUGGAGGAGCAACAGCAAGUUCACCAUAUGCUAAUGUACUCCCAUUAUACAACCAGUCACCUUCUUCCCCACCAGUACCACAUCCACCCUCCAGCUUCCCACAAGACGCAUCAUUACAGCACGUCCACCUCAUGCACCACAUCCCUCCAGCACCGCCACUUUCCCCACAUAUCUACCAGACUGUGACUGGUCCUGACAGCGGAACGCUCGGACACCAGUCGCAAAAUUAUCAGUUUCAACACGACGCCGCUCCGCCGCAAAGUCCGCACGUUUGGACCCCCAACCCGUGGUGCAGUAGUUCGGUACUCCCCGCUGCAGCCGCUGCCGCAAGUACUACAUCUACGGCAGCCGCUGCGUAUGCCCAGGCGUACCAGCAAUCGUGGCAGCAGUCGGCCUUGCAGUUGCAGCGCAUGAACUACCAGAUGUACGCGCAAGCGCAGUGCAUGGACCCCUACUCGCAGUGGUGGAUGCAACAUGUAGAGAUUUUUGCGAAUUUUUCAUCGCCCUAGUUUCUACUUUUACUUGUUUUUGCGUUGCAGCAUGCUUGCCUACUUCUCUGUCGUAGUAGUGCACUUGUUCUUGUUGUAUGUUGGUCACCAAGAAAGAUAAAACCAAAAACAUCAGUGCUCCCGCACGUGGAACCCUGGCAGUCCAGCCGUGCUCCAUCGCAAACAACUACUCCUAACGACUCCAAAAGGCGCGAAACGGACCAAGCAGCGAUUUUUUCGCGAUGGAGCAAAUUAUGCUUUCACAACGACUGGGGCUCCUGCGGCCACCGAACGUGGAGGAGGGACAUCUUCGUCUUCUUCAGGGUUAGUACAGUCUGCAAACCAUGUCCACCACCAGCAAGCGAAUGUUACAGCGACCCCGCUGACCCUAUCCUCUUCCUCGCUUUCGUUACACAAUCAACAGUACCAGGAACACCCUACUCCUUUCUCGUCCAUGGGACUGGCAUCCUCCGCGUUGCAUUUUGUUCCGCCGACAGCUACCCAGGCACAGGAGCUGCUGCAGCAGCAUCAGCAAUUACCACAAGAUGCAGCUCAUCAUGGAGAAGCACACCGCAGUGGCUUUUCUUACGUCCAUGAUUUUCUGCACAGGAGCUCGGAUUGGAAUGAUUUGAGCCCGCCGCCGAGCAACUACUACAUUGGAACACCCCCGGCAUCGGCGGCGAUACCGAGGUCGCAGUGGUGGCCACCAGGAGCGGCAGUGGAGCAGACGAAUAAUGGGAACCAUAACCCUGCGAGCCCUGUUGAUCUCACGGCCACAACGGGAACAAGAAGGACCACUGCAGAACUUCUUGCAGCUGCACCGCCGCAAGCACAACAAGGUACGCCUUAUGGUGUGGAUAGUGCUGAAGCAGUAGCUGGUCCAGCAGCUCCUACAACUUCUACUACGAGCGGUACACAAGCGCAGCUAUUUUCCUCCGACGCAGCUUCGCCUCAGUUUCUAGCGCACUACGGGCCUCGACCAGCUGCACAACUAGUACAGCCGGGAAUAUUGUCCGAACAAUCGCGAGACGGGCCAGCUCCUGCACCUCCCCGUCAUGAGCCGACCACUUCUCUAGGUACUACAGCGUCUGUGGCGGCGGUUGUCUCCGGUGCGGCUCAGGAGAACAACAUGGUAGCAGAGAGUAACGGUGAAGAGGCCGCCGGAGCCGGACAUGCAGUAGGUACUGGACCUGGUGACGGAGCUGCCGUCUCCGAUUUAGAAGUUGUCACUGACAGUGCUGAAGAUGAUGAUCCGUUUCGUAUGCGGCUCUGAGGAGAUCAUGUCAUGCUCACUUUAACUUUUUAUUGACGUAAGUAUUUUUUAACCUGUUACAGGUGCUCGAAUUAAAAUGGGCCUCUAUGUUGAUCAGCGUAUGUUGUUUUCUAUUCUACUCGGUCAUUUAAUACACGUAGCACGAACAGACUGGCGCUGGUCCCACUUUCUUGAGAAUAGAGCUUCCUCCAAUGAAAAUUGCGCCGGUGGAUUUUUUCGUCCAGCCGCGUGGUGCUGGAGUGUUUGCGCAGGCCAUAGCAGAGUUCUACUUCUAGACGCAGACGCAAGAUACGAGAUAUGUAAGACAAAAAAUAAAGUUGGUCAUCUUCAACGGGCCAAAGGAGCCUCUAGUAAGCGACAAUGACAAAAAAAAAGUGCAAUUAUAUCAACUAGCUAGAAGAAAUAGUGUCUAUCAUCGACGCUUUUCUUUUAUCAAACGUGCGGCUCGUGCACAACAAGAGAUCUUCAAUAUUGCACAACACGAAAGCUUCAAUAUCACAUUUUAGGAACACCACUAGGAAGAGAAAUAGCAGGCUCGCAGAAACCAAUAAAAAAAUGAAUGUCUUCAGAAAUAUGUUUUCCUUAUCAAAUGUACCCCACUUGAUGGUUCGAUGCCUGCAAAACCGCAAUCUCAAUGCGCACGCAGCCCUUUCGCUUACGCUUUCGCUCCUCUGUAGUUAUGUACAUCAUUGUUUCGCUCGGUUUCUUUUUUCGACUUUUGUUCUUUGAGUCUCUUACCUACUCUUUCCAAAAGCGAGUGUUGUUGCAGAAGCGCUUUCAGAUUUGCCACAACUCGAGAUUUAUUGCUUGCACCCUCGGAAGUCGUUCUUUCUACACUAUGGUCUCUUACUCAUCAGAGUUUAAGUUUUCCGAAUUGAGUGGCCCGCGUGCCUUUAUCUGCAAAAGUAGAAGUACCGAUUUGAGAACAAAGUAGUUCAUCCACACGAUCAUUAAAGGAAAACAAAAAACCAAAACGCAAAGUAAAUUUUUUCACCAUGUUGAGCUUCAUCUUGAUGACGUUGACGGUUUAUGCAAAUGAACUUUGUUUUUGUGUUUCUUGUAAUUGC
Molecule: messenger RNA, 10053 nt
Organism: Amoebophrya sp. A120
Lineage: Eukaryota; Dinophyceae; Syndiniales; Amoebophryaceae
Source: the annotation of a GenBank genome assembly